This is a messenger RNA of Cyanistes caeruleus (blue tit), 1001 nucleotides long. It is a transcript of the gene GLRX2, whose product is annotated as glutaredoxin 2. The record is from RefSeq and is a predicted model, not a curated record. Gene Ontology annotation, molecular function: protein-disulfide reductase activity. NCBI's taxonomy places the organism in Eukaryota, Metazoa, Chordata, Aves, Passeriformes, Paridae. Gene Ontology annotation, cellular component: mitochondrion.
CGGACCGCCGUGAGGACUGAGGGGAGCACCGCCCCUUCCUGCUGCAGUUAUGGCCCUGCGGGGGGCGCUGCGCCGGGUGACUGCGGCUUGUGGGGGGCGUUCUAGAAUGGGGAACAGCCAGACCGCUUUUGUAGGACUGUCCAAUGAUGCUGCUGUGAAUCAAAUACAGGACAUUAUUUCACACAACUGUGUGGUGAUUUUUUCUAAAACAACAUGCCCAUACUGCAAAAUGGCAAAAAAACUGUUUGAGGGUUUGAAUGUCAAUUACACAGCUGUUGAAUUGGACAUAAAUACAAACGGAAGGCAGUUCCAAGACGCUCUGGAACAGAUGACUGGCGGCAGAACAGUCCCAAGAGUGUUUAUCAAUGGGACUUGUGUUGGAGGUGCAACAGAUACUCAAAAGCUUCACGAGGAAGGCAGACUGCUUCCUUUAAUUAAUCAGUGUCAAAUGAAAGCAAAUUACUGAGAACCAUCUCUUAGCUUCGUCUUCCUUUGUAUGAACAAUUUCAGAUGAGUUCAGAAGAUCACAGACAAAUGGCAGGAACUGCACUCAACACCCUCAAACCAUGGCUUUCUGAAUUAUGGAUCACUCUGACAGAUUUUAUGGACUUGGAAAGUUACUUGGUGUCUUUGCCUUAGCUUUCCCACAACCCAGAUGGUCAUUAGCAAACAUUAUGUAACUCUUGGGGCUCUUAGUGAGCCAGUAAUGUCAUUUCUUUAUUACAACCUGCUCCAGGGAAGUCCAGGCUCUGCAAAAAGAAUUCUGUGGGUUUUGCUGCACAUUAGUUUAUUUUCUAGUUUUGUCUUAAUAAACUGUCAGUUUCAUUUAAUGGUUUCUUUAAAUAUAAUUCUUUGUCAAAUUAAAGUGUAUAGCAAACCCAGUUUGUAGUCAUAUUGCUGUGUGCACAUCUGCCUUGCUUGUAUUCCAGUGCCUGAUAACCCAGCUCCCAAAUCAUGUGUCCAGUGGAACAGAAAAGGGAAUAAAGAUUCUGGCAGCUUUA